AUGCUUAAAAGCUUAAGCUCUAGAAAAAGUUCUUACAGUAGAUCUCCGAAGCAUCUUUUACUACCUUCCAUAACUCCUAAAAGUGUCCGAGGCAGCUUCCAAGUAGAAGAUCCUCAUUUUUCCCAAUUAUCAACCUUUGCAGGACGUGAAAUAAGGCUAAAAUCAUCAUAUGCUACCAAAGAAAUUUUACGAAGGAGAUCUAUAAACUUAUCAGCCGAAGACAAAAUUAAUUCUCGAUCAAACUCGCCUAAACCUAGGAGAAAAAAUAUGAACUCUCAAUUGCCGUCUAUAAAGGAAUAUUUAGAAAAACUACAAAAAACUGAUAAUGAUAAACAAAAGACUGAUAAUGUCACUUCUGCUUCGGUUCAAGUUAAAAAGUCAGUCUCGCGAAUACGAAAAUUAAUAAGUCAUUGCUAUACACCUGCAUAG
Blepharisma stoltei is the source of this 429-nucleotide messenger RNA. Lineage: Eukaryota; Ciliophora; Heterotrichea; Heterotrichida; Blepharismidae. The record is from the annotation of a GenBank genome assembly.